AUGCUUGACCAGAUUAUUAAGAAAAUUUCUCCUCUAUGGCAUUCGAAAGAUGUUAGAACAACAUCAUUUAUCUUCAAAUUGAUCACAAAAUAUACAGUCAACAUGUUUAUUCUCUUCAUUAUAUUAAUAAGUGGAAGACACUUAUUUGGACAUCCAAUUCAAUGCUUUUCGUCAGACAAAGUUUGGAUUGCAGCUAUGGAACUAAAAUGCUGGAUUGAUGGAGUUUUUCUCGAUGAGAACAUGAUUGAGCGAGAAAUAGGGAAAGAAAAUAUCUAUUAUGGCGUUGGAAGUCUACCUAUGAAGGGUAAACAAACGAAAUUCUUGACAUUUGGAUUCUAUCAAUGGAUUGUGCCUUUAUUGUUGUUUCAAACACUGUGUAUGUACAUUCCACGGGCACUUUGGCAUAUUUACGAGAAAGGAACGAUGAUGAAGCUUUUGAAUAAGACUUCCUCUCCUGUGUUUACUGAUGACUGGGAUAAGCAACGUAAGCAAUUAGUUGCCUAUAUUAAAGAAGUUAAAUUGAGCUAUCAUCGACAGUACGCACUAAAAUAUCUUUUCUGCGAGUUCCUCACUAUUAUCGUUAUUCUUAUAAAUAUGCUGCUCUUAAAUGUCGUCAUCAAGAAUUUCUUUAAUGUUUAUCAACCAGCUGUAUCAUCGCUAAUUGCUGGCAACUACACGCAAUUUAAUCGGGAUUCUUCACGUCUAUUUCCAGUACAAGCAAAGUGCAAUUUCCAAGUUUUUGGUCCAUCUGGAGGCAUACAGAAUCAUGAUUCAUUAUGCAUCCUACCUCAAAACGUUAUCAACAAUAAGAUAUUUUCCAUCAUUUACGUUUGGUUCAUCUUGAUACUUUUGUGUGCAAUUUUUCACUUCAUCUACUUGAUCGUAGUUUAUUCAUUCAAAAAAUUACGCGUAUUUCAAGUCGGUCGAAUGAUGGAACGUGAUGUUACACUAGGUAAAUGUAAGGAAAUAAGUAAGAAUGGGGAUUUAGGACUUUGGUUCACUUUGAGUCUAUUUCGACAUAAUUUAUCACCAAUAUGCUUCCAAAGUUUGUGCAAUGAUUUGGUUCCGUCAUCAAAAAAAAGCCGCUCGUUUGAAGAAUAUGAUAAUGAAAGCAUCUAUAUGCGUGAAGCAGCUUAAUGCUGACAGUUUCUUCUCUUCUCUUCUUUGUUAA
Chironomus riparius is the source of this 1171-nucleotide messenger RNA. NCBI's taxonomy places the organism in Eukaryota, Metazoa, Arthropoda, Insecta, Diptera, Chironomidae. The record is from the annotation of a GenBank genome assembly.